This is a messenger RNA of Helicoverpa zea (corn earworm), 1706 nucleotides long. It is a transcript of the gene Sh3beta, whose product is annotated as SH3 domain-binding glutamic acid-rich protein homolog. The transcript is spliced from 4 exons. Lineage: Eukaryota; Metazoa; Arthropoda; Insecta; Lepidoptera; Noctuidae. Bases 130 to 981 code for a protein of 283 amino acids. The record is from RefSeq and is a predicted model, not a curated record. Gene Ontology annotation, cellular component: cytoplasm.
AACUGUCAUAUAGCCUAUAAUUAUUAUUAUUAAAACAGAUUGUCUAAUGGCCAAGCCUAUUUUUCUCGUGUAAUAUUUUGUAGCGAUUGUUAUUUAGCUUUGUUAUAGUUUGAAUCGAAAGUUUUCAACAUGGUUGUCAAAGUGUAUAUCAGUGGUAUUUCUGGAAACAAAGAGGUGAAAAAACGACAGCAACGUGUCUUGAUGAUUCUAGAUUCGAAAAACAUAAAAUAUGAUGUCAUUGACAUAACGGAACCAGGAAAGGAAUCUGAUAAAGAGUUCAUGCAAAACAACUCGAAAUCGAACGGCGGCACAGUGAGCGACCCCAACCCGCGGUCACCGCUGCCGCCCCAGAUCUUCAACGAUGACGAAUACUGCGGGGACUAUGAUCAAUUUGACCUUGCCAAUGAAGUGGACACCUUGGAAAUAUUCUUGAAGAUGGAAGCCCCGCCUGAAGAGCCCCCACAAACUGAAAGCGAGCAGGAAAAAGCUGUCAAUGGUGAUGCUGAGGCUGAAACAAAGGAAUCUGAAGCAAGCAUAGAAGAUAAAGCUGAUACAACUGAGGCUGGUGAUGCUAAGGAAAAAACACCAGAAAAGGAAGGUAGUCCAGCGAAAGAGGCUUCACCAUCAAGAGAAGAAGGUGACAAAGCAUCUAAGGAGGGCACUCCAGCCAAGGAUGAGGAGGAGGGUGCUGAAGGUGAUACAAAAGAAAAGUCUCCAGAGAGACAAAAGUCUGUAGACAAAGAAGCCACAGAAGAGGAAAAAGCUGCAUCUCCUGAAAAGGAAGUAGAAGUUGAAGCCAAGAAAGCUUCAAAAGAAAGCUCACCGGCAAAGGAAGAAGUUAACGAAAAUGGUACUGUUAGUUCUCGUGAGCAUUCUCAAGAAAAAGAUGCUCCCUCUACUGAAACUGAGACUGCAGAAGUAAAGAAAGAUAACCCUUCAGAGGCUCUAAUCCAGAGCGAGCAAGUUGCUGCAGCUGAAUAAUGGACUGAACACUUACUUGCUUUUCAGCUCAAAUCAUGCCCUUCUAGCACUAAGCAAGCACUGUACAUUAAGUUCUGUUAUUUAUAAUGCAUCAUCAUCAUAACUUCUUUGAUAUAGUCAUUGUAUAUAAUGCAAAGAAGUAUUUGUUGAGUAUCAUGUUAUGUGGCGAUGUAUAGUUAUGUUUUCAUAUACAAUGUGGCCUAUUAUCGUAAAUCAUUAGAGUUAUAAUAAAAUUAAUCAAAUUUUCUAUGAAGUUCCAGAAUAAGAUUUCUAUAUAACAAUUUUAUCCUUCAUAAAAGCUUGUAUUAUUUUUAAAGUAUUAAUUUUUUAUUUACAAUUUGCUUAUCUUCUCAAGUUAGUAUUCCAUUGUGUAUUUUUACAAUGGAAUCAUUUUAAAUUAAUUUUAGACAUGAACUUUAUUUAAGUGAUGAUGAAUUACUUUUCAUUGAUGAGAAUGAUCCCUUUUGCUGUUACGCGUCUUGUUCGAUGCAAAAUCAAAAAGCCAUUACUUCGACUAGACUGCCAUGAAAUAUAGUAUUAUUUAUUUACAUUCAUUAUUUACGUUGUGAUCGCAAAACUGAUCAUUCUUUACAUGAAUUCACUGCUUUUGGUUGUAACAAAUUACUUUUAUCAUGACAAAAUUAUUCAUUCAUUUUAUUAAUUUUAAUUAAAGACAGUUUUUUUUAACAAUUUUUUCAUAUUAAUUAUAUAAAAUACGAACGAAA